Messenger RNA from Danaus plexippus (monarch butterfly), 888 nucleotides. RefSeq lists its product as uncharacterized. The record is from RefSeq and is a predicted model, not a curated record. The coding region runs from base 247 to 840 and encodes 197 amino acids. Lineage: Eukaryota; Metazoa; Arthropoda; Insecta; Lepidoptera; Nymphalidae. The transcript has 2 exons.
ACAUAUUGGUUGUAGGUACUAAUAAUGUUUUUAUGAAAAAAACUAUACGUAUACUUUUUCAAAAUAGAGUUUUCAGACCAUAGACUUCAAAUAAAUCAAUUGUAUGUUUGGUUAGUAACCAUACUACUUCCAUCAACCGUAUACUCUCACCGAUUUCUAUGUUGUCUUUUUCUGACCAAACACAAGUGGAGGACUAAUUGAAACGUUUGGUCUGAUACUGAUUUUGUGAUCUUCUGUUAUAAGCAAAUGGUCUCAUUGGUACCCCUUCAUGCGGUAAUAACCCUCCAUAUGGUUUUGGGAACCGUGUCUCAAUACCUUCAAGGACCUGGUUUCCAGAACCCAUCCAUGCAAUCCAUGCGAGCGAAUAUUCCAGGGCCUAUAGUAUUAAAUUCUGCCAUGCAAAUGCCUAUCGGUUACCCACAGCAACGGUUGCCUGUUGUCAUGAUGCCUUACCAUUCAAAAGCCGCAGAUAAAAAGUAUUUAAAGCACAAAAAACGCCGCCCAAAGAAGUAUUAUAGGGAAUCAGAUUCAACCAGCUCCAGUGACAGCGAUGAAAGUUGCUCAUCCAGCAACGAAUACCUGAGACCGAGGCGAAGAUCCGGUCACAAGAGGAAACGUCAAGUACUUACACCGGUUAUAUCGUACGUCACAAGAAACGGCCGAGUUGUGUAUCAGAAAAAGAUCAAGAAAGACAACGCUGGUGACUGGCUCGAUAUUGGAAAAAAGAAGAUUCCCUCUCGACUGGUGGAGGAAAUGAGAGAUCAAGAAAGUGGUGAGAUGACAAUUAGAGACUUAAAACAUAAAUAUGGACUGAAAUCUGCCCACAACCAUGACAAAUAAUCUGUACUUGUUGUUUGUUUGUUUUUUUUUUAUAUUUAUACAAUUUUA